This is a messenger RNA of Exophiala oligosperma, 1305 nucleotides long. RefSeq lists its product as uncharacterized. The coding region runs from base 1 to 1305 and encodes 434 amino acids. The transcript has a single exon. The record is from RefSeq and is a predicted model, not a curated record. Lineage: Eukaryota; Fungi; Ascomycota; Eurotiomycetes; Chaetothyriales; Herpotrichiellaceae.
AUGGCAUCUGCAAGGGCACAAGCUCAGCUCAACAAGCGAAUCGAUCUCGACAUUCCUGGAACAAUACCGUCGAAUGUUCAGGUCCAGCCGGUCAUCCUCGCCAACCAUCCUCCGCAGCCUCCAUUCCCUGCGUACAAUAUCGGGUACAACGUCCAAGGUCGAGUGCAACAACACGUUCACCAGAACAUCCCAGCUCGGCCACCGCCUGGACGAGGCUCAGCUCAUCCUUACUAUCUGAGCACCGAAGCCAACCUACAUCCGAUCUUGUUCCAACUGGAACCAGCUCCAUCUCCACUUGCCAACGUGGAUGUGCCACUGCUCGUCAAUGCACAAACUGGGCAGGUCGAAGUCGGACCGGCCCCUCAUUCCAGGCCCCUCCGGUACUUCUGGCACCUCCCUCGGUGGGUCGACGUCGACGUGCCCGGGCACACCAUGGAGCUCUGGUUGCGUCUGGACCCUCGCGUCCGCAUGGCAGACAUCCUCGACCGGAUCAACGUGGUUGCCAACAGACCAAAUGCCAACGUCUUCAACAUGAGGCGCAGUCGGUUCCGGGAUGUCAUCCACGUCCCUGCCUUUGACACUGUCCGUCGCGACCCGGGCGCGACAGAAGUCGAAAUGAUCGGGCGCCUGACGCGCGAACAAGUCCUGUUGAACACGGCGAUGCGCGUGGACCUGUGCAACAACAGACUCCUGAUGCCGGUGCUCGACAACACGAGGUCGACGAGGGGGUUUGUAGACAGCCGACUCCCCAUCGACCACUUCAUCAGGGCAUAUGCGCUCCCCAUCCCCAUCCCCUCGGACAGGCAAGUGACCACGUUGGCCCUCCGACACCGGAUGCAGACUCUGGCGGUUGCACAAGGCCACGGCAAGGGCGCGACGGCGUACAACAACCUCCAUAUCAACAUGGUCCCUCCUUGGUGGCACCGACGUCCCAACGCGCAACCGGCGAGGAUCGCCGCCAUCGACAACCUGACACACCGGGAGUGGAUGGACGAUUGCCUCAACCGCCACCCGGGGGUGCAGCAAGUUGCAGCGCCGGCACGGCGACCGUUGCCGCCACCGUGGCAACCACAGACACAACAACCACAGCGACCACCGCCUGCGGCGGGCGUGCAGCAUGUCGCCACCAACGCGAACCGGAUCAUCGACCCACGUCUUCAGGGAGGAAACCCCCCUGCCGCGUUCCCGGGUCUCUUCAGACCCGGUAGGCCGAAUGAACCGGAGGAGUCCAGGCACAGCUUCACGACACCGGACGGCGUCACGCAUUAUUACGUGGAGCCUCAGCACCGUCAUGCGUACCGGUGA